Molecule: messenger RNA, 2358 nt
Organism: Sipha flava (yellow sugarcane aphid)
Lineage: Eukaryota; Metazoa; Arthropoda; Insecta; Hemiptera; Aphididae
Product: aromatic-L-amino-acid decarboxylase-like
Exons: 9
Coding region: 262-1809 (515 amino acids)
Biological process (GO): amino acid metabolic process; catecholamine metabolic process
Molecular function (GO): aromatic-L-amino-acid decarboxylase activity; pyridoxal phosphate binding
Source: RefSeq, a predicted model, not a curated record
CCGUCAUGUUACCGUAUUACUCGUCGACAGUUCGCGGACUGUGCGUGUUCGUAAGGAACACUACAAUAUACUAUACUCGCUCAAUAGUACGCUUAUUCGUUAACAAUUUCAAAAAAUAAUCGAGAAGACUGAAAACAAUGAAAAAGUUUUACUGAACUAUUCAGUAUUUUUGUUCGUUGCAGUCAAUCAUUGUUGAUCAAAACACUCAUUAAUCAUCGAAAGACAAUUUUAACGGUAGAAUCGAAAACCAAAUCAAAUCAAAUGGAUUCUGAAUCAUUUAAAGAGUGCGGAAAGACGGUCAUCGACUAUAUAGCCAAUUAUAUGGACAAUAUUCGAGACAGGCCCGUGCUGUCCACCGUGGAGCCAGGCUACCUGUAUAAGCUGACGCCGUCUGAAGCGCCCGUGAAAGGGGAACACUGGAAGACGGUGCUAGCUGACGUGGAGAAUGUGAUCAUGCCGGGGAUCACCCACUGGAACUCGCCGCAGUUCCACGCCUUCUUCCCAACCGCCAACUCGUACCCGGCCAUUGUAGGCGACAUGCUGUGCAACGGUAUCGGAUGCAUAGGAUUUUCUUGGAUAACGAGCCCGGCUUGUACCGAACUUGAAGUGCAAGUUAUGAAUUGGUUCGGGAAAAUUUUGGAUCUGCCUAAAGAGUUCUUGAACGAGUCCGAAGGUCCGGGUGGUGGUGUAUUGCAGGGAAGUGCCAGCGAAGCCACGUUGGUGUGCUUGUUAGCCGCCAAAGACCGUGCGACUAAACGGAUGAAAACGUUUAAUCCGAGUAUGGAGGAUGGAGAGAUCAAAGCUAAACUCGUGGCCUACACUUCGGAUCAAUCGAAUUCGAGCGUCGAAAAAGCUGGUCUCCUCGGCUCUAUGCCUAUGCGGCUUCUCGAAACGGACAAAGACGGGCGGAUGACCGGUCCGAUAUUGGCCAAAGCAAUUGCGGAGGACCUCGCCAAAGGACUGAUUCCUUGUUACGUAGUCGCUACCUUGGGUACUACCGGUACUUGCGCGUUCGAUUGCUUGGAAACGCUGGGCCCCAUAUGCAACGAAAACAAUAUUUGGUUGCACGUUGACGCGGCGUACGCAGGUGCUGCUUUCAUUUUGCCGGAAUACAGGCAUCUGAUGGCCGGUGUGCAAUACGCUGACUCGUUUGACGUGAACUUGCAUAAAUGGCUGCUAGUGAACUUUGACUGUUCCGCCAUGUGGGUGAAGAAUGCGACUUAUCUUGUGGACGCAUUCAACGUGGACCGCGUGUACUUAAAGCACAGCUAUCAGAGCCAGGAUCCACAAAUACCCGACUACAGGCACUGGCAAAUACCGUUGGGCCGCAGGUUUAGAUCGUUGAAAAUGUGGUUCGUUUUGCGAUUGUACGGUGUAGAAGGACUGCAAGCUCACAUCCGAAAACAAAUGAACUUGGCUGAACUGUUCGGGAAACUCGUCGAACAGGAUCCGAGAUUCGAAAUUGUCAUGCCGGUUACGAUGGGUCUAGUUUGCUUUCGAUUAAAGGGCAAUAACAUUUUGACGAAACACCUGUACGAGCGGCUAAUGAACAGCGGACAGAUCUAUCUGGUCACGGCCAACGUCCGGUCACAAUUGGUUAUCCGUUUCGUGGUAUGCAGCCGAUUGACCGAAGAGGCAGACGUGCGCUUCGCAUGGAACGAGAUUCAGAGGCAGGCGGACGCAGUGUCCGGCACGGUCGCGGUGGUCGUCGUAGCAACCGCAGCUGAUGCGUCAGCCGAGGUGACCACCGACGUGUGGCCGGAUAAGAUGGAACACCAUGUGGCCGUCAAGUCACUGACGCAGGGGUGAACGGACCUCGCAGACGCCUCGCACAGUAACCAUGACCAUCAUCAUCCCCUCGAACCCGUAUUGUACGUGAUUCCGAGCAAAGGCUUUUUGUUUAUUCGCACAUGCAACGUGCAGCAUGUUUAUAAUUUUUUCAUUACUCGGUCCCGCAUUAGAUAUUAUGGUGUAAAGCGUGGGCAUUUAUUGUUUAGUCAUUUUUUUUUUUUCAAACCAUUAUUUAAUCUGUGUUUUACUCUUCAUAUUUUUCCGUUCCUCUACCGGCAAUAAUUCAAAUUAAAUAAUUGUUGUUUUACUUUUUUUUUUUUUUUUUUUGUAACAUCAUAUAUAAUAGUGCGCGAUUGAUAAAACCGAAAUAUGUUUUUGUUGUGCCCACAAUGGAAACGGUUCUAUGCCCAUGUUUGAUUCUUGCUUAUCUAACAUAAUGUUCGUUCAUUAUUAUUAUUAUAAUUUUAAAUUAAAUAUACCGUGUUGUGAUAAUAUACUAACCUACUGUAUUUACUGUAUUUAUCUAAUUUACAUUUCGUUUGUUAGGGUAUGUAGUUCUUGUUUCUG